This is a messenger RNA of Ilex paraguariensis (yerba mate), 381 nucleotides long. Lineage: Eukaryota; Viridiplantae; Streptophyta; Magnoliopsida; Aquifoliales; Aquifoliaceae. The record is from the annotation of a GenBank genome assembly.
AUGGUUGGACAGGAUGGGAUGGGUUGGAUUCUCAAUUUUUCCCAUUUGCUAGACACAGAGCAAUUCUAUACAGAAGUCCAGGAGAUUAUUCUCGCUAGAUACAAUAAAACUUUUGACUGGUCUCUUAAGGCAAAAAUGAUGGGAAAGAAAGCAAUAGAAUCUGCUCGGGUGUUUGUUGAAGAAACUGGAAUUAGUGAUUCGAUUACCGCUGAGAACUUUCUUGUAGAAAGGGAGGAGAUGCUGCAGAACAUGUUUCCAACAAGUGAGCUCAUGCCAGACACUAUGAUGGAAAAGCUUUUCUGUACUCGUACCAAACAGAUUGGUGAUGAAGAAUGGGGAGACUCUUUAUUCGGUUCCUGGCAAGUUUUGCACCUUAUCUAG